GCUCUAACCGGAAGUGCUGGAUGAAUAGCUGAAUUGUCACAGCAGUGAAAUCUCCGGCUAUCAGGGCUUUGUGUGUGGUGUUAUAGAGGACAGUCAUGUCCUCAGACCUGCUGGGGGAUCUGCAUGAUGAGCUGGGGGGAGACGACUCUCCCAGUGCGGCUCUCGACCAGCUCAAACUGGUGCCGGAAAAGCAGUGGCCACAGGAUGACCCCGUCAGCAUCAGCAAGUCUGCUACAGAUAUUAAGAGUCUCAGUGAAGGCUCUCACCUGGCAUGGGAUGAUCCCUUUUAUGAUAUUGCAAGGCAUCAAAUAGUGGAAGUGGCAGGUGAUGAUAACUUUGGGCGAAAAGUGAUAGUGUUCAGCGCAUGUCGCAUGCCCCCACAUCAUCAGCUAAACCACCACAUGUUACUGAUGUACCUAAAACAGACACUGGAUAAGUAUGUGGAGAGCGAUUACACACUGAUCUACUUCCACCAUGGCAUGACCAAUGAGAACAAGUUGUCCCUCAGCUGGCUACGAGAUGCCUACCGCGAGUUUGAAAGAAAGUAUAAGAAGAACAUUAAGGCAUUUUAUAUUGUCCAUCCCACUAUGUUUAUCAGAACCGUCCUCAUCUUCUUCAAACCACUGAUCAGCUUCAAAUUUGGCCGUAAGAUCCACUACGUGAACUACCUGAGUGACCUGGAGGAGAUAGUGAAAUGUGAUCAGCUGGUUAUUCCCAGUCGAGUCAAAGCGUAUGAUGAUAAAAUCUGUAUGAAUCUGAAGCCAUCUGCGGUAUCUGGACCAAUUUCUCCCACUCGCAGCCCACCUCUCCCCUUUCAGCAGUUCGGGGUGCCGCUCUCGACGUUGAGAGACAAGGGUGCAGACUCAGAUAGAAUUCCACUGGUGAUGCGAGACACCAUCACUUUCCUGCAGGAAAAGGGUCUGCAAACAGAGGGAAUAUUCCGGCGUUCUGCUAAUGUGAGUCUGGUGAAGAACAUCCAACUCAAAUACAACUCAGGUGAGCAGGUGAAUUUCUUUGAGAUUGACGACGUGCAUUUAGCCGCAGUAAUCUUGAAGACGUUCCUCAGAGAGCUGCCAGAACCUCUGCUCACAUACAAGCUCUACAAUGAUGUCGUCAACUUUCACAGCUUGGACAGCGCAUCUCAAGCUGUUGCAGUUCGAAACAUGCUAAUGUCACUUCCUGAGGAGAACUAUGUAUCGUUGUGCUUCCUCGUCCAGUUUCUUGCUCAGGUGUCUGCCGAGAGCGAGGUGAACAAGAUGACCAACACAAACCUGGCUGUGGUGUUCGGGCCCAAUCUGCUGUGGGGACAGGACGCCGCUAUGACUCUCAGUUCCAUCGGACCAAUCAACAACUUCACCCGCGUCCUGCUUGACCUGCACAAGGAUGUUUUCAGCCAGUAAAAAUUGAUGGCCCUGCCUCUGUAUAUAAUCUACAUCAUUGUGCUUUUCUCUUUUGUGUUGCCAAAUUAAUGAGUGUUGUAAAUGAGUGAGCAUGGCAGGAAGGAAAGUAGCAGGUACAGGAAUUGAAGAGACUGAGGUUGAGUUUUUCUAGGAUACUUAUGGGUUCUUUUUUUCCUUUGGGCAUGACAAAAUUCAGACAAUCAGGAAUUUGUCUUUUCUGUGUAUCCUGCUGCAAUCAUGUAGCUAUUAUGAUUAUUACGGUACUGGUCAAACAAAGAAAUUUUACAUAGUCUCUGCUCUCAAACCAAAAUCAGUCACAUAUGCAUCCAUGUAUACACAGAAGGCUCCAAAAGUUUGAGUCCACUACCAAGAAAUUUCUCAUUUAUCAAAACAAGUGUAGGGAUGGUAACAUGGAGAACUGUGGUGAAGCAGUAAGAGGUGUUGGGUCAUUAAGAGACGAUACUAUACAUAACCUUCAAAUAAACGGUGUCAUAAUUCGAAAACUAUAUAGAUAAGGCUAACAGGAUAUUCAACUCUAUUUUGGUUACAUACAAAACAUCAAUAUUAGAUUAUUUAAAAAUUGAACAAUCAGCAGACUUUUGGACCCUAAUGUGAUUUACGAAGAUAAGUUUUGGGGGGAAAAUACAGCUCCAUAUCAUUAGAUAUAGAACAUGUGCUUUCAUGUGGCUGACUUUUUAAGGUUGCUAUUUAAGCUUUGGGGGAUUUAGAUAAUUUUGAUCUUUUUGUACAGAGAUUACUUUAGGGUCAUUCAGAGUAUAAGCUUUGCUGUGUCAUUUCGUGCAUCAGCCAUAGUCGCAGCUAUGGACCAAUAUAAAGCACUAAUACUCAAACUUGAAACACUUUUUUUUUUGUUUUGUUUAACGUUUCUCAGUAAGUCUUUAUUACAUUUAUUUAUAUAAUCUUUUUCUAUUGGUGUCAUUCUAUGCUUUUUUUUUUCCCUAUAGUGCUCUUUUAUGCUGACUGAAGAAGAGAGUUAAAAUUUUUUAAUGUCGAAAAUAGUUAUACCACACACCUGCAUACUAUACAUCUGCAUUUCGCAUACAUUUAUCAUAUGUCGUAGGGAUGAACAAUUUUCAUAAGAUGAACGUGAGCCCUGAUUUAGAUUCAGAGUCUGGGCCUCAUAUUGAGUUGACAACAAUCAUAAGGACAAGGGGAGCUGAUCCUAGAUCAGUCAGUAUGUCCGGAACCACAGCAUAGGCCUCGGUGUCUUGUAGUCAGUCACGUUGCUUUCUGGAGGCUCAGUUUAUUGUUAUGAAUGCUGAAUAUGCUAAUACUUAGAUCUGUUACUCAAAAGAAUGAAAGUGGCAGUGACUGCAGAUACAAAACCACAUGUCUGAGCUGUCUUGAACUUCCUCUUCUAAAACGUUUAAUCUUUUUGAUCUCUUUAGCAACAGAGAAAAGGUAAGUGGGUUUACUUCAGUGAUGUUAAGCUGUAAACCCGUAAGCUUUCUUGACUGAAGAAACUGCUCCCUAUGUUUCCAUAAACGUAGCACUACAUCGGUGUGCUGGGUACAGAAUGCUUUUUGCUGAAAGGAGUUUACAUGAUUCUGUAUCAUUUUCACAACAGGAGGGAAAGAUGGCCAAAUAUUUGCACAGUGGGUUACUUUCCCCCAUAAAGUUUAAAAUCCAGUCCCUGUUCACUGUGUAGUGCACCAUUUUAAGUUUUGCAGCCUUGUGGAAAAUAUCCUGUGCAUUCAUAAAACCCUAAAAUGCACUGCAGUAGGCAUAGAAUACCCAUAAUGCACUUUGCUAUUUUUAGGAAACAGGAGUCCAGCCAUGCAAUCAUGGAUGAACAGGGUUUUCCUCGAACUCAGUGCAGUAUCGUAUGCCUCCAUGUUGAAAUUUGUUAUUGUGCAUGCAAAUCCAUCUCCAAUUUGUGUCCUGUACAUUUUGGCAUAAUCAUGGUUAAAAUGUUUAGUGAGCUUCCCACAACCCACGUGUUUGUGUGCCUUAUUGGAGUUUUAGCCAUUAGAUUAUGUUGUUUUAGAUGAUAGCCUUUUGAGCCUCAUUAGUCUGCUUGGAACUGUGAACUUUGUACCUUCUUGUUGUAAAUCUCAACCCAGUGCCAACCAGAUCACCCAUGCUGUGGAUACCUGUAUUUCUACUUUCGAGGUGGAAAGCUGCUUUCUUCUGUGUAAAGGUUUUAGCUUCCAUCUUGACUGUUUGCAUAAUUCUUUUCAGAUCUGUACUUUUGUAAAAGUGGUAAUAAAUGGAAUGAGUAACAAAAUGUA
This is a messenger RNA of Neoarius graeffei (lesser salmon catfish), 3652 nucleotides long. RefSeq names its product Rho GTPase activating protein 1 (gene arhgap1). Gene Ontology annotation, molecular function: GTPase activator activity. NCBI's taxonomy places the organism in Eukaryota, Metazoa, Chordata, Actinopteri, Siluriformes, Ariidae. Gene Ontology annotation, biological process: negative regulation of endocytic recycling; small GTPase-mediated signal transduction. Gene Ontology annotation, cellular component: cytoplasm. The transcript has 13 exons. The record is from RefSeq and is a predicted model, not a curated record. Bases 96 to 1400 code for a protein of 434 amino acids.